This is a messenger RNA of Harmonia axyridis, 3905 nucleotides long. RefSeq lists its product as uncharacterized. The transcript has 2 exons. NCBI's taxonomy places the organism in Eukaryota, Metazoa, Arthropoda, Insecta, Coleoptera, Coccinellidae. The record is from RefSeq and is a predicted model, not a curated record. Bases 1565 to 3277 code for a protein of 570 amino acids. Gene Ontology annotation, molecular function: zinc ion binding; nucleic acid binding.
CGGUUUGAAUUUGAAUUUAAUUAUUUACAGUAUUCCUUAUAAUUUGUUCCUGUGGUUAAUGAUUUCUGUAACAGGAGGUAUGUUGCAUUGCCGGUAGAUGUCAUGUUAUAGCGUUAAAUUCAAACUUGCAUUUAAAACACAAAAAGUAACAUCAACACGUUCAGUUUUUUCAUUCAUUUUUUUGUAUCUCGGUUAUCAUUCAAUUUGAGUUCUUUUGAAAAUGCAUUUCGAAUAUCGUUCUUUUUCCAUCGUAGCCUCUCACAGAGUAACAACGAAAUUUUGGCGAGCAGUAGAGUUUAAAGUCGGCAUUUUUUGAAAUUUAUUAUGGUAGCUGAAUUAAUUUUUCUGCUAAGGCAAUAAUCAAUUUAAUUUGGAUAGCCUAGUCAAAUCAAGUAUUUAUUUUGUGAGCUACAAUUGAGUGAAAAUCCUCGACAACGAGGAUUUUUAUUAUAUGGUAAUUUUUUUUCUAUUGGACGUAUUGGUAUCAUUCAAGAUCUUCACGAAAAUUGCGAGUUAAUGGUGCAUACCUCCUGGGAAAAUUGUUCAAUUGGUCCUACAUUUGUUGCUAGAGAUUUUCAUACCGUUUCAUUUUGAGUCACUUGGUACAGUUGGCUUGGGGAGGAGAUUCACCCUAAUUUUAAGAUAAGUUCCUUCUCAUGGUUUUUUUUUCUUCAUUGUUGAUUAGAUACAAUUUUGGAUAUAAUAUUAAAUUCACCUUUGGCACAUUUCCUUUUCUAAAUUUUUAUUAUAUUUUCUCAUAUUAACAUUACCAAUAUUUGAAUAUUGUAAUUUUCACAUUAUAUUCAGUAUAUUUAAUAUUCCAGAUUUGUAUUCGCAGUUCUCAAAGUUUAGUACUCAUAAUUUCAUAUUGUCUUAUAUUUCAACUUAUCCAAAUUGAGUAUCUUUUUUUAAAUUUUCUUAAUCGUAUAUUUUUCCAAAUUCAACUUCAUCCUUAUUCUUAGAGAUUACAUUCCAUAUUAGCUUGAUACUUUAAAUUUUUCAUCAUUCACAUUUUGACUGCUUUAACUAGAACUUCAUUAUCUAAAUUACUCAUUAGUGUAUAAUUGUCCUAAGUGCACGGUAUUGCAAUCUUUCGAUUCAGUCUAUUAGAACUAAGAAUUAUAUAUUUGUAAGAAACUUAUUAGAUUAUAGUUAUUGUUAUUUCAGAUUUAAAAAUUUAUUUGUGAUUAAAAGUACUUAACCCAACCCUGAUUAAUUAAUUGUUUAUGACUGAUUAAUUGUCUCAUCAGCAACUUUAUAAUUGGAAUUUAUUAUCACAGGUUAUAAUAAAGAAAGUACUACCGUGGCAAUUGGCGCCCAACGUAACAACCAAUACACGAUUAAUCGACAAUUGUACAGGACAUUGUUCAUUACUGAAACCAAGUCAUACUGUUCUUUGAGGAGGAUCAGUUCAUGCUGAGGGAACACCAUCAUUUUGAGCUGUGAAAUUUUCGGUUUUUGGUGAGACACUUUUCUUUUCUCUGUUUGGACCAUUUUUUUUUGCUACGUUAUUUUCAUUUAUAUAAUUUUGACUUUUACACUGGAAUAGACACAUUUUUUAAAUAUGGCUACCAUGUUUUUGAAAAUUGAACCCGAUCGGUUAAUUAAAGAGGAACUAGAGUAUGAAAUUGCGUUAAGAGGUCUGAAACCUGAAGGGUCAGUUUCGGAGUUGAUCAAAAUGUUACGAGGUUUAUUGAAAUUAGAGUCAGAGGGACAAUCAUUCAAGGAAUUUUAUAAUUUUGAUGCAAAAGUAGAAUUGGAUAUAUGUUCUGCUAAGGUUGACGAAAUUGAAGUUUAUCUCAAAGAACCUUUUUCAGGUUCUAUGCAACGCAAAAUUAGAACAAAAUUAAGUCAUUUAUUGGGUAGAGUAGAAAGAAUCAAACCAUCUGAACAGGAUAAAACCUUAUGUGAAUUAAGAUCUAAGUUACUCACUGCGAGUUUGCGCUUAAUGUCUUCAUAUGAGAGUAAAUUAAUGGGUGAUUCUAAGGCUCCAAAAUCAUUGCCUGCGGAGGUAGAAUUCGAGCAAAGUUUCUUGAAUCAAAAAGCCGUGAGUUCGACACCAACAAAAAAUUUAUCUGCUAAUGUUUCUGGUAAUAUUCAAAAUAACAGCUUAACAACAGCGACUAAUAUGAUGCAAAAUUUGAAUGUAGUAGAUCCUAAAAUUCACUUGAAAAGUCUGGGAAUUAAAUAUUCAGGUAGAAACGAUUCUCUGAGCUUGAAUGCUUUUUUCGAAAGAGUAAAUGAUAUUAUGGAAGCAAGAGGUUAUUCGGAAGAAUUUAUGUUCAGAAUCGCAUCAGAAUUGUUCGAGGGUGAAGCACUUGUAUACUAUAGAGCGGUCAAGAGUUUGGUUGAUGAUUGGAAAGAACUUAUUGCUAUUUUUCGAGAUGAAUUUUUCAGAGAUGGAGACAGAAAAAUCUUUGAACAAAUUAAAGGAAGAACUCAAGGUGAAACUGAGACAAUAGCUAUCUAUGUAGCAUAUAUGCAAAACUUGUUCAAUAGAUUGUCUUUCUCAGUCGAUGAAAAGGUAAAGUUAGAGUUAAUAAAAGAUAGAAUCAGGCCAGAAUAUCGUAUAGGGUUCGGAUUGAUAGAUGAUAUUAAUUCUCUGGAAAUGUUGAUUAAAUUGGGUCGUAAGUUGGAGGAUAAUAAGCGUUAUGUUAAUAAUUUUAUUCCACCGUCAUCAAAUAAGCAUGCAAUUGAAGUUGAUUUAGAAUACAAGCUCGAAUCGACAAAGGGUAAAUUAUGUAAUUUAGAGACUGAAAAACAGGUUAGUUUUAGUGAUUGUAAACCAAGUAUUUCUAAGUCAGAAAAUGAACAAUUUAGUGAUGAUAAUAGGUUAAGAAGCAGAAGUAGAUCCAAUUCGCGAAGUAGAAAUAGAUCAAAUUCCCGAGGUAGCACUAGAACUAGAGAUUCUUCUAAGAAUAGAUAUUGUUGUUCAGAAGUUAAUUAUAGUAAAGAUGGACAAUACUCAGAUAGGAACUAUUCAAAUAAGUCAUAUGGAAGUCAGCAUAAAACAUAUCCUUAUCAGAAACGUUUGAAUGAUGAUAGAUCUCCAAGUGUAGAUAGGAAUAGUGCGCAGAAUAGUAAAAGACCAAUUAUCGAUCAAAGUGACAGAAAUAGGGCUCAGAAUUCUUUUCAAGAUUCGUCUGUUGUUUGUUUCAAGUGUCAGGGAAAAAAUCAUUUAGCUAGACAUUGCACAGUAAAAUCAAUUCGAUGUUACAAUUGUGGUAGGUUCGGAUUUACAAAAUUAAAUUGUCCAAGUUGUAAUUUAAACCACUAAGGAAGUCAAGUGUGGACCGAGCUUCGACUUCAGAACCUUUAUCGGUUAAUCAACAUAUAUCUUCAGAUGAUUAUUAUAAUUUGGGUUCGGAUACUUCAGAUUUUGUUUGUUCUAAAGAAGAAAUCGAAACUUUCAAUAAUAAAUAUAAACCAGUUUUAAAUUAUAUUUUAGACGGAGUUUCAGGAGGAGAGUGUCCAUAUAUUUCAGUAGACAUUUAUAAUAAAAAAUUUAAAGGAUUAUUAGACUCAGGAGCUAAUCAAAUAUUCAUCAAUGAAUCCACUUACGAAUUUUUACAUCAGUUAGGAAUAGUCUUACAUACGGAAAAUGUGUCGUCAUGCGUUUUAGCGAAUAAUCAGGAACUUAAAUGCUUAGGAUUUGUCAAUAUACCUAUUACUUUGGAAAAUAAGACACAUAUAUUUAAAUGCUUUGUAUUGUCUGACUUACGUCAUAGCAUUGUACUGGGAACGGUUUUUUGGAUUAAGAUGGGUAUAGUUCCAGAUUUGAGGAAAGGUUAUUGGAGCUUUAGUAAAGAACAAUCUUUUUAUUCUGAUUCUCUGAAUUCUUUACAAACUUCUGAUGAUUUAACGAAUUGUCAGAGGAAAAAACUAAAUCAGAUUAUUGAUGGUUA